CUUAUGUUUUCAGUUAUUAACUUUUUUAUAGUUUUAAAGCUAAGUAUUAUCAAAAUAUGAUUGAAUGUAUUCAUGAAAGAAAGAACAACAUGUUUGGCUCUAGUACUAAGCUAGAUGUUGAUUCUUCUGGAAAUUUGGCGCAUAGUGCUAGUGUUUCUAGUGACAUUUCAAAUCGUACCAGAAUGGAUAUAGUAUGUAUCAUUGAUGUCGUCCAGUCUAGUAAUUUGGCACAUCGUAAAAGAGCUUUGGAGGAAGUGAAACAAGCAUCUAUGAUUGUUAAUGCUAACUUAUUUAUUAUUUCGUUUGAGAAAUUAGAUUUUGGAGAAACUGCGGAGUUGGAUACUUUUUAUAACGCAGAUGUAGCCAUUGUUGAUUUGUCAAUACAAUAUCAACAAAGCUCAUUGUUUUAUCAUUUGGGUUUACGUGAGAGUUUUGGAAUGAAACAAAACAUUAUGUUAUUUAAUGAUCUAGAUACUGAAGUUACAUUACGAGUAAAGUUGUCAUGUGGUUCAUAUACAUUUCUUUCAUAUAAAUUAGCAGAUUGUGGAACUUGUCUCACUACCAAUACUUCAUUUCAAGACGAGAGUGGUGGAUCUGCUUUUGAACCUAGAGUACCAGUUACAGUAAAAUUAAAAAAGUUGUUACAAGAUGUUGAAAUUCAGACCAAAGUUCAUAUUAAAGAGAAAUUUUUAUCAGAUUUAAGAAAAGCAAGGGAUAAUUACUCUGGUGAAGAAUUACGUAAAAAAUUGCUUAUAAUGAGAAAACGACUAGAUGAUCCACAUGUUCUUUCUGGUGAUGUAGUUCAUACUAUGUUGAUAUCAUUUAGAGAUGUACAGGACUAUGAUGCAAUGGUUCAACUUGUUGAAGAUAUACAAACUAUUCCCAACAAAAAAAAUUAUGUACAAACACCAGCAUUGCGAUAUUUAUAUCCUUUUGCUUUAAAUAGACGUAACAAACCUGGAGAUCGAAAAAAAGCAUUGCAAGUWAUUGAAUUAGCAUUGCAAAAGAAAGAAAAUCAAAUACCUGAUAUGGUUUGUCUUUGCGGUCGCAUUUAUAAAGAUAAAUUUGUUGAAUCAUCAUUUGAAGACAAAGCUGCCCUUGAACAUGCUAUACAUUGGUACCGUAAGGGAUUUGAAGUACAACCAAAUGAAUAUGCUGGAAUUAAUUUAGCCACAUUAUUACUUGUUGCUGGAAAUGAAUUUUCCAAGUCUGAUGAACUUCAACACAUUGGUAUGGUUUUAAACAAUUUGAUUGGGAAAAAAGGAAGUUUAUCAUCUAUUAAUGAGUACUGGGAUGUGGCAACAUUUUUUGAAAUAAGUGUAUUAGCAGAAGACUAUAGUAAAGCAAUUCAAGCAGCUGAAUGUAUGUUUAAACUAAAACCAUCAAUAUGGUACUUAAAGUCAACAGUAGGAAAUAUUGAACUAAUUGAUAAGUUCAGGAAAAAAAGUGAAGAAAUUGAAUACACACUCGAAAAAGACAUCUUUAAGUUUUGGAUGGAAUAUUUUGUAGAGGCCACAAAAACAGAAAUUGCCGAUAGCAUUCGUUUUCCUAUUUUAGUUUUAGAACAAUUAAAAGUAUAUAUGCCUAGUUAUGUUGUGGUGAACCUUGGUGCUGAAGAAAAAUCUAUCUUCCUAUGCAAUCAGUGUUUAAAAUGUACUAGAAAUACUUGUAAACAAGUACAUAAGUGGUUGUUUGUUGCUAGUAUGAUAAGGGGUGUUAGUUUAUGCAAAAUCGAUGAUAGGUGUCUAUUUUUAUAUGUUCAUGCGAAUUCUGAUGAUUUUCAAAUGUAUUUUCCAUCUUCUCAAUAUCGUCAAAGGUUUUAUGAUCUCGUCAAAAAAAUGACAGAAGGUGAAGAAGGGAUGAUGACUAAYUUAGAUGAAGAUUCAGCUGAGGAACAAAUCAAUUUUGAAUAUGAACUGAAUGAUUCACAGACUAAAAAAAUUCUUGGUAAAGGAACUUAUGGUAUUGUUUAUGCAGCUCUUGAUCUCAACACACAAGUGCGAAUUGCAGUUAAAGAAAUACCCGAGAGAAAUAUAGGUUAUGUUCAGCCACUACAUGAAGAAAUAAAACUUCAUUCCCAACUUUAUCAUCGAAAUAUUGUUCGGUAUCUAGGAUCAAUAUCUGAAGAUGGUUUUUUUAAGAUAAUUAUGGAACAAGUACCUGGAGGAAGUCUUUCUGCUUUGCUACGUUCAAAGUGGGGACCAUUAAAAGGAAAYGAGCCUACUAUUGCAUUUUAUACUAAACAAAUUCUUGAAGGAUUGAAAUAUUUACAUGAUCAAAAAAUUGUACACCGUGAUAUUAAAGGUGAUAAUGUCUUGGUUAAUACAUAUAGUGGCGUAGUAAAAAUAUCUGAUUUUGGAACUUCUAAACGCCUUGCUGGAUUGUGUCCUAGUACUGGAACAUUCACUGGUACAUUGCAGUAUAUGGCUCCUGAAGUAAUAGACAAAGGACAAAGAGAAUAUGGCGCUCCAGCUGACAUAUGGUCAUUAGGGUGUACAGUUGUAGAAAUGGCAACUGGUGAACCACCAUUUACAGAACUCGGAUCAGCAGUAGCAGCUGUAUUUAAAGUUGGUUUUUAUAAAACACAUCCAGAAAUACCGGUUGAACUCAGUGACCGAGCUAGCAAUUUUAUACUUAGAUGUUUUACUGUUGAUCCUGACAAACGAGCUACAGCUACUGAUUUAUUAGAAGAUGUAUUUAUGAACGAGAAAAAGAAAACAUCUAAAGCAUUAAUAGCGCCUCUUGAGUUCAAUCGCAGUGUAUCUGUACCAGUAGAAAAAGGCGUAAAAACUACAGUUUCAAGUAAUCAAGAAAAUAUYAACAAAAAUCCUAGUAAACAACAUUUAUUAAAAGAAGACAGCUGGUUAACAAUAUCCCAACCCGAAAAGAUCAAACAAGACCAGUUCCUUUCUUCCAUCAGCUUACCAAACAUGCAGUACUCUUACAACAGUCUCGAUGGUCAACAAUAUAACAGGCGACAGUCUUCGGGUGCGUUGGCGUCGCCUGAAAUUGACAUGGGCACGGCGGGUAGCACAGCAGAGGCGGAACACGAUGGGUUCUACAGGCUGAAAAAAGACUCGCAGCGGAGGACAACGCUGGCCCGAGUGUUGGCCCAAGAUCAGGCCACGUUGGGCAAGGUAUGGCUUCAGUUUAUUCGCCGGGAAUUUGGRCAGCCCAAGUUGACCGGUGAGCACCUGGAGGUGUUAAUGAAAGGUCUUCGAGAUUACAUCACAGACCAAAAUAGAGACGUCGUUGAGCAGACCAUAUACAACCUCAAGGAGCAACUGAACUUUGACGCGGUCGCCGUGCACCAGUUGCACAUAUCAUUGUGCUUGUUUAAGGACGCGGCCAAGUCUGUAUUGCGGCUACACAAUAUUAAGCCCCAUUGGAUGUUUACACUCGACACGUUGGUGAGCAGUGCCGUGGAUGCCGUCAUUUCCGUCCUUAAGCCUGAGUUCGAAGACAACCUGGCGGCAAAAGAUACCAAGCUAGAUKGUAGCGUCUUGUCCGCCAUCACGGACGAUACGAAGAACAGCUCACCGUCGUUCGGUUCGUCUAUAAAAUCUCACAAGACCGACGACAGCUGUUACCUAGACGGGCCGUCAACGAAGAGUAGACGUGCGAUUAUGUUUCAGUCUGAAAACCACAGAUUUCUGGAAGAAGUGUUGGAUUGUCAAAACGGUUUACUGAAAAAAAUUGUGGAAGAUCAAAAAGACCUGAUGUCCAUGUUGAAAUGGACUGCUGAACAGAACGCUGCCAUUCGCGACGAUUACUGUUGCAGCUCCUGUCGGAAUUGUUCUCGAGAGUUCAGAGAUUUUGACUAUGAAAAUAGUGCGGACGGCUGUUCCAAAGAUCUAAUCAAAUGGCUUCGCGACAUUGGUAUCGACGAACAUUCAAUAAAAAUAUUAGUCAACGAACAAUUUCUGUUAAACCAAAUACAACUUGACGUCACAAGAGAAGAUUUAAGAGAUCUUGGAUUGAAACGUGGUAUUGAGUUGAGRCUGUGGAAAGAAAUUGUGCGGCACAGAGAAAAUAACUUGCUGUCAUCUGGUGGGACAAUGUCUGUCUCACCGCAGUCUCUUUCACAGUCAUCUACUAACAACAAUAAUUAUACCUUUGAUGCACUGCACUCAAGUCGCCAUAUGAACAAUCACAUUAACAAUAACUAUGUAUAGCAGUAAUAAUAAUGCUCCAUAUGUUACACUUAUAAGUUACCCAUCACCAUUURUUCAAAUAAAAAUAUGAAUAAAUAGGUAAUGUUUUUUUUUUGUAUAUUUAUUACAGA
Molecule: messenger RNA, 4285 nt
Organism: Diuraphis noxia (Russian wheat aphid)
Lineage: Eukaryota; Metazoa; Arthropoda; Insecta; Hemiptera; Aphididae
Gene: Ask1
Product: apoptotic signal-regulating kinase 1
Biological process (GO): protein phosphorylation; MAPK cascade
Molecular function (GO): protein kinase activity; ATP binding
Source: RefSeq, a predicted model, not a curated record